Messenger RNA from Drepanopeziza brunnea f. sp. 'multigermtubi' MB_m1, 2553 nucleotides. The record is from RefSeq and is a predicted model, not a curated record. NCBI's taxonomy places the organism in Eukaryota, Fungi, Ascomycota, Leotiomycetes, Helotiales, Drepanopezizaceae.
AUGGUUCACGGGCCACUUGGCAUGCCUCGCUUAGCAUGUCAGCAGUCAAGGGACCCCCAACUUGACAACAAACCUAACCAACAAGAUCGAUCUACGUACGAGCAGACAGCAAUUAUAGCCGAUCGAGUAAUUAGACCUCCGGGUAGGGAGUCUAGCCGACAAAGAGCAAUAAAGUAUUAUACCCUUCGAGUCUCAUCAUUAUCCACGGAACCCCUAGCUAUUCAGCCAAAACAAACCCUAUACCCAGGACUCCUAAGCCUCUCGGAAGGGCCAGAUGACGAGAUGCGUAUGGUGCCCCUUAAAGCAAAGGGGCUACGCCAAUGGGAUGGUCAAGCUCUUGAACGACGAGCAGCAGCACUAAUGGACUUUCCAGGAAAUAAAAGAGCAAUAAGCAACACUCUUAAGCUUCGAUUUAAGGUGGACCGCCGAAAACCUCACGGACGACGAGGAUAUUACACCUCAACCACCUCUACCUUUACCUCCGCGAAGCUUAAAAAAGAAGGAAAAGGAAACCUUAAGCAAGAGAGAAGAAGGAAAAGAGAUUCGGAGAUUACGCGAAGAGUUUGCGAAAGAGAAGAGGAAUAUAAAGCAAAAUAUAGAGGCUAUAGCAAGGCAAAUAGCGGAAUUACGGACCUACGCUAUACAAUCCAACGAAGGGCUGCGACGAAGCACUUCAGCGUAUUCGACGUCCUCAAUCCAUUAAUCGCUACGCAAUACGCUAAUCAUACAAUAGGAGCCAAAAUCGCCUCAGCGCCCUUUAAACCCCUUUUUCAAGAGCUACAACCGGGUUUCUUAAAACCCAAGACCGAGACCCGCCAAAACCUAAGAGCAUUCCGAACAAAAUCAACUCUCACUAAAGACAGCGUGCAGAUUUCCGUGCCUAAUCUUAGCAACCCGAAAGGGGGAUCCAGCACCCUCGAACGUACCGGCAAGCUACCCAUAUCUCUUAAAAGGCCACGUAUCAACAAAAGAGAGACCAAAGAUUUGGUCAAGAAAGAGAAUCCAAGGACCUCGCUUAGCGAGUGCUUUAAGAAGCUCGCUAAGGAGCUUAAGGGCAUUCAAAGCUCUCUACGACCGGGUUUGAAAGACGAUCGAAGUCUUGCUAACAAGCUGUAUUCAGCUUAUAAAAACGUGCCAAAGACUACGAUUGCACGAAUGAAUCUUGCUUUUACUUUUACCGCGGCAGUUGCUAACAUUCGUCGAGCAAUUGCCUUUGCAAUUAAGACCUCCCGACCUUUCGCUAAAGCUAGAGCUUACGCGAGCUCUAGCGAGCCACACGAUCACACUUGCUCUCAUAACACCUUAAAGGCUGACUCCGAUUUGGACGAGGAAUACGAAUCGUCGAUCGAAGGCUUGCCACUUGUAUCCACGGAAGAAUUCGAUCAGUUCAUCGCAGGCUUAUUAGACGAGCCGCUCGAAUCGAGCAGCUACGCUAACAUGUCGGAAGGCUUUAUGAUUACUUACGGCACCUUUAACGCUAACGAACCAAGUGGAGACUCAAAAGAUGCCCGAGCAAGAUCCGCCACCGAAGGCGAGACCGUCUAUUACUACCUUACGGAAAAGCAAUUGAGGACUAUCCAUAAGCGUUUUAGCUACCCUUUAGCAGGUCGAUUUGCUGCUGUUCUCAAAAGGGCCGGGCACGAAUUUAGGCGGGAUUUGCUUUACAACAUUCAAAACACCUUAAAGCAAAUGCUUAUAAAAGCCUAUCAUAGCGUCGGGCUAGUAGAACGCUAUUACGCCCUUGUGCGACGCGCUUUUAAGAUCGUCACAAAAGAGCUUCUAAAAGCCUUAAAGGAAGACCGGCUUCAAAUGGCUAUCAAAGCUAUUAACGACACGGCGGGACCUAAUAGCUUAGUCCUUACGCUUCUCGUUUUUAACACUUUACCGAAGCUAACGGAACAAGAUCGACCUGCCGCGUUUACUCAAGAGCGUGCUGCUGCUAUCAACAAAGCUAUAAAAGAAGUACGAAAAUGCUACGCUGCGAAGCAGGUUAAAGACGCGCUUAAGAAGAGGAAUAGCCCAAUUACAGAGCAUACUCUAGACCUCCUUAUUGGCUUACGAGUGCUCCUGCCAGAAGAGUUGCAAGUACUUGAGGUAGAAGUAAAAGAAAAGGUAGAAGAAGAUCAAAGCGAAAGCGAAAAAGAGCUAGAAAUACGAAAUUCGCUUAAACCUCAACAUUCGCUUAAUCCACCGAGGUCGCUUAAUCCAAGAAGCUCGCCAAGAUCAGCCCUUAACCCUCAACUUACGGACGAUGUUCUUAUGGUUGUCAAUCGAGCUAUAAGGGUAAAGGAAGAGAGAGAGUUGGUCAAAUCCAAGCUGAGGAGCAAGGAAAUGGAGACCUUUACACACGCCGAGCCGAUGAUUUUCAAUAGAUGCAAGCUAUCUUUGGAUAAGGACGGGUUCGGACUAUCAGUUAAGCAAAAGGGGCAAGCUAUCCUUAGCAAUGAGGCUCACAAGUGCAAGAGGGUGACAAAGGCAGUACUAGCCUCUAAGCUAUACGCUAUGUCCUUAAGAAUCGAUAUGGCCAUUGCUAUAUCGACUACCUUUGCUUAA